AUGAUAUGCAUAAUAAAAUGCUUCAUCACUAUUCUACUUUUUAAAGGAAUAAUAGGACGAUUAUGUCCAGAAGGAUGGCUCUAUUCAAAACAAACAAAAUAUUGCUAUCAUUUGGUGACAAUACCAACGACAUUUAAUAAUGCUCAAUUUGCAUGUCUUCUACAAAAUGCGUAUCUUCUAAGCAUACAUAGUGAAGCAGAAAAUCGAUUUAUUUCUGCUAUGUUUGCAAAAAAUGGUCAUUCGAUAUGGCUUGGUGCUGCAAUUUUUGGUAAUUCAAGAAAGUAUGAAUACGUUGAUUCAACACCGUUUGAUUAUACCAAUUGGCAAAAUGGAACUCAGCCAAUUUAUAAGAAAAGUCGAAAAUGUGUUAAAAUUAGCUCAGAAAAUUGGAAAUGGUUUGAUGAUUGCUGCUACUAUCGCCCAGUAUCAUAUGUUUGUAAGAAAUUAGCCGGAAAAUAUGAGCAAUUAUACUGGAAAACAAUUGCUGAUAAAACAAGUAAUAUUAAAAAAAAUCAUAAUCAUCGUCAUUUGAAAUUAUUCAAUUAUAAAUUUAGUAAUGAAAAAAAUAAUAUUGUAAUGAAAGAAAACGAAAGAAGGAAUAAAGUAAGUAAUAUGGUAACAUCAUCUGCUAAUAAAAUUUACGACAAUAAAAUGCGUGAUAAAUUACGAACACGUAAGUAA
This is a messenger RNA of Brugia malayi, 681 nucleotides long. RefSeq lists its product as uncharacterized. Bases 1 to 681 code for a protein of 226 amino acids. NCBI's taxonomy places the organism in Eukaryota, Metazoa, Nematoda, Chromadorea, Rhabditida, Onchocercidae. Gene Ontology annotation, molecular function: signaling receptor activity. The record is from RefSeq and is a predicted model, not a curated record. The transcript has 4 exons.